This is a messenger RNA of Saimiri boliviensis boliviensis (Bolivian squirrel monkey), 2719 nucleotides long. It is a transcript of the gene TMEM129, whose product is annotated as transmembrane protein 129, E3 ubiquitin ligase. The record is from RefSeq and is a predicted model, not a curated record. Gene Ontology annotation, cellular component: membrane; endoplasmic reticulum. Gene Ontology annotation, biological process: protein ubiquitination. Gene Ontology annotation, molecular function: ubiquitin protein ligase activity. NCBI's taxonomy places the organism in Eukaryota, Metazoa, Chordata, Mammalia, Primates, Cebidae.
GUUUCCGGAGCGGAGGGCAAGUUAGGAGCGUCUGAAGCUGGGACCGCUGCUCGCAGUCGCCCGCUGAACCUCGGGCUCUGCAGCGUAUGCUGCUGGGCGGGGCGUCAUGGCCAGGGCCUGAGAGCCGCUCGCUCAGGCCUAAGUUUCCUCAGCUGUGCAUUGGGACCAGAUGCGGCGCCGCCUCCAGGGUCGGCCCUGAAGAGAGGCCGCACCCUCACGGGGACUGCAUCUCCCAGAGUGCCCUGCGGACGGCCGGACGCCAUCUCCCAGAGCGCCCCGCGGGCGGGCGGCGGCGGGACUCCAUCUCCCGCAGUGCCUCUCGGGCGGCCGGGCGGCGGCUGCCGCAGCCGGGCCUGGGCGCAGUGGCGUCUUCCCCGCGUCGGGGCGGCGGCCUCGCCGGACAGCUUCCCGGCGGCGGCGCGAUGUACAGCCCCGAGGUGACCUUCACUCUCGCCUAUCUGGUCUUCGCCGUGUGCUUUGUGUUCACGCCCAACGAGUUCCACGCGGCGGGGCUCACGGUGCAGAACCUGCUGUCGGGCUGGCUGGGCAGCGAGGACGCCGCCUUCGUGCCCUUCCACCUGCGCCGCACGGCCGCCACGCUGCUGUGCCACUCGCUGCUGCCGCUCGGCUAUUACGUGGGCAUGGGCCUCGCAGCUUCAGAAAAGCAGCUCCACUCCCCCAGCCAGGCCCCUGAGGCCUGGCGGCUCUUCCUGCUGCUGGCUGUGACCCUCCCCUCCGUCACCUGCAUCCUCAUCUACUACUGGUCCCGUGACCGGUGGACCUGCCACCCACUGGCACGCACCCUGGCGCUCUACGCCCUCCCACAAUCGGGCUGGCAGGCUGUCGCCUCCUCCGUCAACACCGAGUUCCGGCGGAUUGACAAGUUUGCCACCGGCGCACCGGGUGCCCGUGUGAUUGUGACAGACACGUGGGUGAUGAAGGUGACCACCUACCGAGUGCAUGUGGCGCAGCAGCAGGACGUGCACCUGACUGUGACGGAGUCCCGACAGCACGAGCUUUCGCCAGACUCCAACCUGCCCGUGCAGCUCCUCACCAUCCGAGUGGCCAGUGCCAACCCUGCAGUACAGGCCUUUGACAUCCGGCUAAACUCCACUGAGUACGGGGAGCUGUGUGAGAAGCUCCGGGCACCCAUCCGCAGUGCAGCCCAUGUGGUCAUCCACCAGAGCCUAGGUGACCUGUUCCUGGAGACAUUUGCCUCCCUGGUAGAGGUCAACCCCACCUACUCAAUGCCCAGCAGCCAGGAGCUGGAGGCCUGCAUAGGCUGUAUGCAGACUCGUGCCAGCGUGAAGCUGGUGAAGACCUGCCAGGAGGCAGCGGUGGGCGAGUGCCAGCAGUGCUACUGCCGCCCCAUGUGGUGCCUCACGUGCAUGGGCAGGUGGUUUGCCAGUCGCCAGGACCCCCUGCGCCCCGACACCUGGCUAGCCAGCCGCGUGCCCUGCCCCACCUGCCGCGCACGCUUCUGUAUCCUGGAUGUGUGCACCAUACGCUGAGCGGGCUGGGCCUUGAGGAGCCUGGUGACUCUGUUCCCCCGGCCACAGGGUGGGGAGGGGGUGGCUGGGCCUCCGAGCUGGCAAAGGGUACUACCUAAAGCACUUGAUCUGUAGCAACUCGCCUCUGCGCUGGUCUGCAGAAGGCUGAGGACUUCUGGUUAAAAGCAGUCCUGAUGAACACCCCCCACCCUGCUUGGCAGCCAGGAGACAAGUCCUUGGCACCUCCUCUUUGCCUCCCUCCCAUCCCUUCCUGCAGGUAGGGCCAGAUACUGCACACACACAGCACAGCAUUGGUCGCCGAGGCCAUUCCCUGGAGACCCCGGGUCUGCUCCAGUGGUCCUCACCUGGGCCACUUGCCUUAAUUCUCUGGAGCAAACCCGCCCUCAUUUAUGUGCCAGGCCCAGAUCAGCCUUCUCCCGCCCUAUCCUGGAGCUGCUCCUGGCUGCCUGGAGAGCUCUGGGUAUGUCCCGACGGUGGGGUAGAGAACAGGGCAUGGCUCUGGUGUGGGAGCAGUCCUGGGGCUUCCUGGUGGCUUUGGCAUUGGGGGGCAAUUCCUGGGUGGCAUGGCGGGCCAGGCCAGAGUGCCCUCAUUGGGGGAGCUGUCCCCCCAGGGGUUCUCACCCUGUCCUUGGUGCCUCCUGCUGCCCCCAGAAGUCCAGGGAAGGUGGAGGCCUCAGAGUCCUGGGUAGGGGUGGGGGUUUGAACUGAGGACCAUAGUGUCACAGUGACAUCCAGAACACAAGCCCACAAAGCAUCCUGCACAGGCUGCCCACUCCCCUAGGACCUGCCGGGCUCAGAAGGGUAUGCAUGCCUGCUGUGGUUGAGGCUCUGGUGAGCGUCUUGCCUGGUUCCUGAUGGUUCAAGGGGAGGGGGAGGCGUUGUCCAGGACCCAGGGCACAGCCCUGACAGGUGUGGCUACUGGAGUGGCUCUCACACCUGCAGCCCUGGGCAUGGCUGAUUCCAGCCGAGGUGAUGGACUCAGGUGGCCUGACCCCCUGGAUUUGGGAGGCUUCCUGAGGCAGCAGGGGCCAUGGCCAGGAGCCGGGCCAUGGCCAGGAGCCGGACCUAGCCGUGGUCCUGAGUUUUAAGGGCUGCCAAAGAGGGUCAGUGGGUUGGGGUGGUUUUUACUACAAAAGAAGUGAGUUUUAUAAAGACAAACCUAUUGUAGCCAAAUGACAGUGUAUUUAAUAAAAUUUGGUCUGAAGUGA